This is a messenger RNA of Cajanus cajan (pigeon pea), 588 nucleotides long. The record is from RefSeq and is a predicted model, not a curated record. Lineage: Eukaryota; Viridiplantae; Streptophyta; Magnoliopsida; Fabales; Fabaceae.
AUGGCUCAUUUCCUUGUGUUGGUUUUGGUGGUUGCUACUCAACUAAUUGGUGGAUUCAGUACCCAGCUACCACCACCAAUCUAUGGAAACUUCAUAAGCAUUCUCACCAUUGAUGGUGGUGGAAUGAAGGGCAUUCUUCCAUCGGUGGUUCUCGAUCACUUGCACAAAGUUCUUAAGCUUAAGACACUUCCCUACUUCAAUGCCAAAUUGUCUGAUAUAUGCAUAGCAACUUCAGCUGAACCUGCUACUCUACCACCCUACUAUUUUGAGAAUGAUGGUACAGAAGCUGCAUUGAGUGAAGUGAUACGAUACAACAAGUAUACCAAAAUUGUGGCACUAUCAUUAGGGACUGGAGUAACAAAAGUUGAGGAGAAGUAUGACGUUGAAAUGGCUGCUAAAUGGGACAAAAUUCGUUGGAUACAACCUGGACUUGAACUUCUUCCUCGUGCUUCUAUGGACAUGACUGAACAUUACCUUGCCACACUAGCUAUUCUCAGGCCUCCAACCAAACAAAUAGCUACCUUCGAAUUCAGGUAUACCGUAUGGUGGCCGACCCGUCCGAAUACCCGAGACCGUUACUUAGACUGA